Messenger RNA from Penaeus vannamei (Pacific white shrimp), 480 nucleotides. NCBI's taxonomy places the organism in Eukaryota, Metazoa, Arthropoda, Malacostraca, Decapoda, Penaeidae. The record is from RefSeq and is a predicted model, not a curated record.
AUGUCCCCUCCACCUCCCACCACUCCUCAGGCCGCAGGACCACCCCCCAUGGGCAAACCCACAGCCAUUGCCUCAGCCAUCCUUGCUGGCUCAUCCACCAAUAGGAAGAAGAAGGUCCUCAGGCCAUCUCCGGACUCAGAGAACAGAUACCUCGCUAUUUCGGCAGGGAAACGCAAGCGAGGGCGUGAGCGCAGCGUGGAGUGGUGUGCGGGUCAACAGGUUUCGGGGGUCGGCGUCACGGGUCCUCUUCUAGUCACUACCACAGCCUCCGGGUUCACCGCACCUCGACGCAGACCAGCAACGAAGACAGCAUGGAGUACGAUUAUUCUGAUGAUGCCAACAUGGAGCAUAGCAGCAGUGAGAGCAGUACAGAGAGUGAGGCGGGCAUCUAUACUUGUGAUGAAGGACGUGAGGCUGAUGAUGAGCAGAGUGACUGGUUUGCUGAGCCUGAUCCAGUCUAUGGGGUCCUGGCUCAGCUAA